Molecule: messenger RNA, 1749 nt
Organism: Brassica oleracea var. oleracea
Lineage: Eukaryota; Viridiplantae; Streptophyta; Magnoliopsida; Brassicales; Brassicaceae
Exons: 7
Coding region: 55-1605 (516 amino acids)
Source: RefSeq, a predicted model, not a curated record
UCUGUCCAAGACACACACAAACCUCUGUUUCAGUCCUAAAAUCCUCUCGCGAAAAUGCUCCGUCAGCUUCCGCCAACUAUCACGGCGGAUGAAACGCCGGAAUGGCUCCCCGUCGGUUGGAUUGUUCACUCUACGGCUUUAAAACGAGGUCGCCAAUCUAAGACGUACACGCAUUUGAAAACGGGAAGGAAGCUCGCCACCAAGGAUCAAGUGAUUGAGUUCGUUAGAAUGUAUGAGAUUCGAGAGCGCAGAGAAUCCGCUAUCCUCAGAAAGAAAGCACUUUUAAAGGCCUUACAAGAUGAAGAGGCUGCUAGAGAAAGGGCUUCACGGCUUCAGGAUGAUCGAAAAGCCGAUCUGGAGAGUGUUUCUUUUUGUAAAAAUCCACUUUAUGAGAUAAAUGACAACAACGUGUCGAGUGGUUCGAAUCCACACUCAGAGCAAGAAGUACCACAGUGUCAGACUACUAAGGAAUCUGAAGCAGCUUCGUUUGAUAAAGUAGAGGAAACCGGGAGCGAUUACAUUACGUAUGAUUAUAACACGGAGGAAGAAGAUUGGUCAGAUAAUGAAUAUGUGGAGGACAAAGGUUCCCAAGAGAAUGUGGAGACUUUCUCUAACGUUACCUCUUUUCCUCUACGGUUACAACCAGAAAGGAUGACGAAACUGGAGUCAAGAGCUAUAACGCAAUGUCUACUUGAAGAUGAAGAAAAGUUUCAAGAAGUUGAGACCUCAAAAGCAGCAGAAGAUGGUUUGAAAGAGGCUCACUUAGUGGUAGAGUCUUUUGGAGAAGGAAACUUGCAGGAUGUUGUGGUUGUUGAUAAGGCGAGGGAGAUCCCUGGUUUGACUGGAUCGUUUACUAUUGAAAUCAACCUCAACUGUGAACCUCCUUUAGGUGAUAGUUUGGUAGAGAAAGGCUGGAAUCAAAGUGGGAAUGGAGGAACAGAAACAAGAAACACUGAGAUCAGAGACCAAGAAAGUGAAGAGCCUCUUAAAACUCAAGCUACACAUGAAGGAACUGCUAGUAAGUUGAGAGGAUCAGUCUUUGAAAAGUUCAAUGCUGGAUCAUCUGCAGAUGAUCUCAUCAAAACCAAUGAGCUUGGUUUACACCCCUGUCCUGACACACCACAAGAAAAGAACGUAAGUGGCUCUAAGAAGCGGAAGAAGAGCGCGGAACCAUGUUCGUCUAAGAACAUUAAGAAGGGAGACACUGAAGCACAAACUGAUAAUCUUGGGAAAGGCAAAAGGACACCAAGAAAGCGGAAGGGAGGAAAGGGAAGUUCGAGUGAGAAAACACCUGUUGAAUGGCCUGAACCGUGCCCGAACUUCCCAUUUGAGCCUCUCAGAACUUCAGAGGAUGAUGACUCAGUAAUCCGCAGGUACCUUGAGGAAUACUAUACAGCUGCAGGGAGUGCUGAUAGUAGUAAUAUACCUUUACCUGAUUUUGGAUUGCCUAGCUUCUCCAACAUCAAAGUCUCACAGAGUGAAGAACAUGAUUCCAAGGAAAAGAAGUCUCCUGAUCCUCCAUGUGUAGUAGAGGUAGCAAGUUCAAGCCUACAUUGUUGCGUGUCCAUGGUUGCUACUAUGCAACAGACAGUUGCAGGGAACUAAAGACACCUCCACAAGCUCUUUAGUUUGAGCUGCGCAAUGACCUUAAUGUAAGAAAGCACUAGUAUAUAUGUAGAUGUAUGUAUGGAUGUGGCUAACAACUGUGUAACUUAUGAUCCUAAAUUAGAUUUGUUAAAUAUUUUCUUA